Salvelinus namaycush (lake trout) is the source of this 1296-nucleotide messenger RNA. RefSeq names its product BTB/POZ domain-containing protein KCTD16-like. Gene Ontology annotation, molecular function: protein binding. The transcript has 3 exons. Lineage: Eukaryota; Metazoa; Chordata; Actinopteri; Salmoniformes; Salmonidae. Gene Ontology annotation, biological process: regulation of G protein-coupled receptor signaling pathway; protein homooligomerization. Bases 1 to 1296 code for a protein of 431 amino acids. Gene Ontology annotation, cellular component: postsynaptic membrane; presynaptic membrane. The record is from RefSeq and is a predicted model, not a curated record.
AUGGCACUGAGUGAGAAUUGUAAAACCCAGCCAGCUAAAGAAACAGGGUCGGUGCAAAACCCGCCGUCUGAUGUUAUUGAACUAAACGUAGGAGGACAGGUAUACUAUACUCGUCUACAUACUUUAACAAGCAUCCCCAAUUCCUUACUGGGACGGUUAUUCUCCACCAAGAAGGGGUCCUCGUCGAACGACUUGGCGCGGGACCUCAGGGGACGUUAUUUUAUCGACAGAGAUGGUUUUCUGUUCAGAUAUGUAUUGGAUUAUUUGAGAGAUAAGCAGGUCGUCCUACCCGAUCACUUCCCGGAGAAAGGAAGGUUGAAACGGGAAGCAGAAUACUUUGAACUGCCCAAACUGGUCAAACUGUUGGUUUCCGAGGAAUCUAAAACAUUUCAGGACGACCCGUUUCACAGUGAUUUCGACGACGCGUCGCUAACCAGCGACCAGAGGAUAUAUUCCUCAUACUCUCUGGACGGGAGAUAUGGAUACAUAACCGUCGGUUUCAAAGGCACGUGCGCGGCACCGGGGGGCAAAGACAGUCAGAUUGACCCCAAAUCCAAAAAAGUAGUACCCAGAAUCUUCAUCAGUGGAAGGAUCGGCCUCGCCAAAGAGGUGUUUGGAAACACCCUGAAUGAGAGCCUAGACGCAGACAGGGCUGCGGACAGGUACACCUCCCGGUUCUUCCUCCGGUUCUGUCACCUGGAGCGGGCCUUUGACAUGCUGUCGGAGAGCGGGUUCCACAUCGUUGCCUGUAACUCGUUGCUCACCGCCUCUUCCAUCAGCCAUUACGCACCUGAGAAAGUAUGGUCCAAUUUCACGCAGUACGUCUUCUACCGUGGCCCAUCCAGGUGGUCUUCAUCCCACUGCGACUGCUGCUGCAAGAGCCACAAGAGUGAGCGCGAGGGAGAGAGUGGCACAUCUUUGAACGAGCUCUCUACUUCCUGCUCCGAGACCCAAUCAGAAGCCAGCUCCCCUCAGGGCACUGUCAUCUGUAGUUCCGUCAGCCGUCAGCCUCACCCCGUCGCCCAGACCCUGGACCGGCCACUGAAGAAAGGGCCCGUUCAGCUGCUCCAGCCGUCGGAGAUGAGGAGGAAGACGGACCAGCUCCGGGUGAGGACCAUGGGGAUCAGGGAGCACCGGGAGGCUGCAGCCAAGAGGAAAGCCAACAAGGAGAAGUUAACACCGGAGCAGGAGCUGGAGAGGUGCAUCCAGGACUUCCACAGGAUCAGGAUUCCUGAACGCUUCCCCGAGAGGAAGUACAUGUGGCAACAAGAACUGCUGAGGAAGUACCGUCUCUAA